AUGGGAAGGAGCUUUUGCUUCAAUGUCGUCGCGGCCAGCACGGUGCUCGGGAGCCUGCUGUGCGUCAUCCUCCUGGAGGGCCGGAUCAAGCAGCUCCUGAUGCCCGUGCACGAGGCUCUAGAAGGCAGCUGGUUCGCCAAGCUGAUGUUGCUGGUGCUGCUCAGCAAGGCCCCUGAGCCCAGCCCACUGGUCAUCCUCCUGGCCGUCCUCAUGGUCUGGACACCGCCGGAGAGCCUCUGGGUGAGCAUUGUGGAGUUUAUGCCAAAGAUGGCUGUACCACAGGUAGAUCCUACUGGACAAGGCGUCACGGUUGCCCUUGCAUUGUGGGCAGUGUUCGUCGUGACUUACUUCACGAACGGAACUCUGCUACUUGCAGUGGAAACGCUGUUCCCGCAGCUGGUUGGGGAUUACCGCAUUCAGACACUGAAGUCGUCAAGUAGACCGGCAAUGCCAGCUCUCUGGAGAAAUCUAGCGAUGACGAGCUUCCUUGUGUUGCCAGUAUUGCUGGCUUUGUUGAUUCCCUUGUGGCAGCGGCUGCGAGUGCCUGCUGCAUUGCCUGGACCGUGGGAGAUGUUUACGCACAUAGGGUUCGGUGUCAUUGUGAACGAGGUGCUGUUCUUCUAUGGCCAUUGGAUGAUGCAUGCCAACAAGUACUUGUACAGGAAUAUCCACAAGAUACACCAUGAGUUCAAGGCACCAAUGGGACUGGCGGCGAUCUACUGCCAUCCCGUAGAAUUCUUUGUUUCUGAUCUCAUGCCGCUUGGAGCCGGCCUAGUCGUUGUCCGGACGAAUGCCUUCACUGGUGUGGUUUGGAUGGCUUUCGCAGUUAUGGCAACACAGACACACCACUGUGGCAUCCGAUGGCCUUGGAUCGAUUUCUUCUCUUUUAACGCUGAGGCACAACCAAACUUCCACGAUUUUCAUCACGAAAAGUUCAACGUGAACUACGGCGCUAUGGGCUGGCUGGAUGAUUUGCACGGAACAUCCUGGGACUGGCCGAAAGACUUCUGGGGCAGACGAGGACGUCCAGAUCAUCCAGCUGCAGCGAAAGCUGCUUAG
Messenger RNA from Symbiodinium natans, 1059 nucleotides. NCBI's taxonomy places the organism in Eukaryota, Dinophyceae, Suessiales, Symbiodiniaceae. The record is from the annotation of a GenBank genome assembly.